This is a messenger RNA of Colletotrichum orchidophilum, 717 nucleotides long. Its product is annotated as cutinase. The record is from RefSeq and is a predicted model, not a curated record. Gene Ontology annotation, cellular component: extracellular region. Gene Ontology annotation, molecular function: cutinase activity. Gene Ontology annotation, biological process: carbohydrate catabolic process. Bases 1 to 717 code for a protein of 238 amino acids. The transcript has a single exon. NCBI's taxonomy places the organism in Eukaryota, Fungi, Ascomycota, Sordariomycetes, Glomerellales, Glomerellaceae.
AUGAAGUUCUCCAACGUUCUCGCCCUUGUGUCCGCCGCGGCUGCGUUCCCUACGCUCUCCGAGCCUGUCCUUGACGAGGCCGACAUUCGUAAUAUCGAGGCUCGCGAUCUAGAAGCUCGCCAGCUCGGCCGCGUCGGUUCCGUUGCCAAAGAAUUCUCUCAAGGUGGUUGCAAGGACGUCAUCAUGGUGUUCGCUCGUGGAUCUACCGAGAUCGGCAACAUGGGAACCAUCUGCGGUCCGCAGACCGCCAACAAUGUCAAGGGCAACUUUCAGAGUGUGGCUGUUGAGGGAGUCGACUACGCGGCUGGUCUCGCUACCAACUUUCUGCCGGGCGGCGCCGACCCCGCCGGUGUCGCGGAGAUGAAGAAUAUUAUUGGCCAAGUCAACAGCCAAUGCCCCAACUCCAUGAUGGUCGUGGGCGGUUACAGUCAAGGCGCCGCCGUCACUCAUCGCGCAGUUGAGGACUUGCCCCAGGAACAAAAGGACCAGAUUGUCGCAGCCUUCAUGUUCGGCGACACCCAGAACACUCAGGACAAGGCCCAGAUUCCCGACUUCCCCAAGUCCAAGACCAAGAUCAUCUGCGCCCCGGGAGAUGCCGUCUGCAAAGGAACCCUCACCAUCCUGCCGGCCCAUCUUUCCUACGGCAGCCAAGCGGGCAAAAUGGCUGACUUCAUUACGCAGAAGCUCACCGCUGCUGGCGCUCAGAGGCGCAAGUAG